Messenger RNA from Austrofundulus limnaeus, 952 nucleotides. Its product is annotated as extracellular sulfatase Sulf-2. NCBI's taxonomy places the organism in Eukaryota, Metazoa, Chordata, Actinopteri, Cyprinodontiformes, Rivulidae. The record is from RefSeq and is a predicted model, not a curated record. Gene Ontology annotation, biological process: positive regulation of vascular endothelial growth factor production; negative regulation of fibroblast growth factor receptor signaling pathway; heparan sulfate proteoglycan metabolic process. Gene Ontology annotation, cellular component: plasma membrane; cell surface; endoplasmic reticulum. Gene Ontology annotation, molecular function: N-acetylglucosamine-6-sulfatase activity; glycosaminoglycan binding. The transcript has 6 exons. Bases 225 to 950 code for a protein of 241 amino acids.
CUGUGGUUUUAUCGAGCAGAGGGUGCUGUCRGCUGUUACCGCAGGGAUCGCUGCCAUGUCUGCCGCCUCGGCAACGGCUAACGGGAGCUGAGAGGAGGAGGCUGGCAGGUUGUCGGGUCGGUGCCGGGGGACCCAGGAGCAAGGCAGCCAUGAGGAGGACGAGAGUUUAAGGGAGCAGCUGAUUGAUCCAUUGGUUGUUUGGGAAGAACYGGGGCUCGAAGGCCAUGGCGACCCGACUCCUCCUCUUCCUGUUGGUCUCCGUGACAUUCAGCCACGCUCAGUUCCACUCCGGACAGCGUCAGAAGCCCCGCCUCCAAAGAGACAGGCGCAACAUCCGUCCAAAUAUCAUCCUGAUCCUGACUGACGACCAGGACCUGGARCUCGGUUCCAUGCAGGUGAUGAACAAGACUCGCCGCAUCAUGGAGGAAGGCGGGACUUUUUUCUCCAACGCCUUUGUGACCACGCCCAUGUGCUGUCCGUCACGCUCRAGCAUGCUCACUGGGAAAUACGUGCACAACCACAACACUUACACCAAUAACGAGAACUGCUCCUCGUUAUCGUGGCAACGGCACCACGAGCCACGGACCUUUGGCGUCUACCUCAACGGCACCGGAUACCGGACAGCUUUCUUCGGGAAGUACCUGAACGAGUACAAUGGCUCGUACGUUCCCGYGGGGUGGAGGGAGUGGCUCGGCCUGGUGAAGAACAGCCGCUUCUACAACUACACGCUGAGCCGCAACGGCGUCCGCGAGAAGCACGGAGCGCAGUACCCUGAGGACUACCUGACGGACCUGAUCACAGCUGAGUCCGUCCGCUACUUCCGCUCUUCAAAGAGARUCUACCCCCACAGACCCAUUCUGAUGGUUCUGAGCCACGCAGCGCCGCACGGGCCGGAAGACUCAGCGCCGCAGUACAGCACCGCCUUCCCCAACGCAUCGCAGCACAUGUAGGU